This is a messenger RNA of Urocitellus parryii (Arctic ground squirrel), 2328 nucleotides long. RefSeq names its product dishevelled binding antagonist of beta catenin 2 (gene Dact2). NCBI's taxonomy places the organism in Eukaryota, Metazoa, Chordata, Mammalia, Rodentia, Sciuridae. The record is from RefSeq and is a predicted model, not a curated record. Gene Ontology annotation, cellular component: cytoplasm. Gene Ontology annotation, biological process: negative regulation of nodal signaling pathway.
AUGUGGGCGCCGGGCGGCCCCCCGGGACCUGCGGGCUGGGACCGCCGCAGAGUGGGCGCGAGGCUGCGCGCGGCGCUGGCUGGGCUGCACGAGCUGCGGGGGCUGCGCGCUGCGCAGCAGGCGCGAGUGCAGGGUGCCCUGGCCAUGCAGCCCGCGCCCGCUGGUCCCCGCGGCCCCAGCGGCCAGGAGCUGCGGCUGGAGGCGGCGCUGGCCGCUCUGCAAGAGCAGCUGUCCCAGCUACGACGGCAGGACACUGGGCUGCAGACCCACCUGGACCAGCUGGACCAGCAGAUCAGUGAGCUGCAGCUGGGUGUGCACAGGUCUUCUGUCGAGGUCCCUGACAGCGACAGCAGGCCCAGCUCAGGCUUCUACGAGCUGAGUGAUGCGGGCUCCUGCUCUCUGUCCACCUCCUGUGCCUCAGUGUGCAGUGACCGCCUGUCCCCCUCCCUGUGCAGUCUGCUGCCUGCAGUCUCCAUGGUCAGGCCCAACAUGGGGGACUGGCGACCUCGGUCUGCUGAUGAGACCACUGUGCCAGCAUGGAGACCCCAGCCCAUCAAAGAGAGUGGCAGGCUCCUGGACAGUGGAGAGGACACUGGCCAGCCCAGAGGCAUGUUCCGGCCCAGGCCAGUGUCUACAGGAGAUCUCGAACGCGUCCUCCCAGUGGACGUGGGGCUCCGGAGAGUUGACCAGGAGGCCACACCCCCCUCUCACCUCUGCCAGGGGAUGGAUGUGCCAUCCCCCAAGCUGGACCCCAAGUACCAGCGUGACCUGGUGUCCAGGGGGGGCCGGGAGGUGUACCUGUACCCCAGCCCCCUGCACGCAGUGGCCCUGCAGAGCCCGCUGUUCGCACUGACUCAGGAGACCCCGCCACUCGAUGGCCAUUUGCCCCCCAGGAGCCCUCUUUUGGGCCCCAGGGAUCUGAGCACCACCCCAGCAGCACCAGUCCUUGAGGCUGGCCCAGCGGGAGCUUACAUUGACAGGCUGCUGCGUCUGCGAAGCCAAGAGGCCGCGUCCAGGGGACCUGGUGGGGAGCAGGGACCCCCAGGACGUGAAGCAUCCCCAUCCCCCAAGAAGCCCGAUGCCCAGAGACUGGGCAGUGGAGGUUGGCCUGCGAAGCUGGCCUGUUCCCCAGCGAGAGGGGAUCUGGGAGUGGCAGCUCAGAGCAGGGCCAGCAGUGGAGACGGGCAGCAGGAACCCGCACCGCUCCUGCACACCCAGUCCCCCAGACACCCCCGGGAGAAGGGCCCCGAGCCCUGGAACCUCUGUGCCUUCGGGGAGACCUCUGUGGGCCCCUCUCCCUGCCCCCAGGCACAGCAGCCCCAUGGAGACUGCAGCCCAGGCAUCUCGUCCUCUUCUGGGAGCGUGGACUGUGGAAGUCCCCCUAGAGCCCCAGGCCAUCUUGUCCACCCACCUUGCACCGCCAGCGAAGCCUCCCGGAUGGGGCUGAAGACGGGCCACCCCAAGACCAAGCCUGUGAAGGUCAGGAGGAAGGCCAGCGACAAGACGCCGAGGCUUGGGAACCAGGCGCCACUGCUGCCAGAGAGACCUUGGGGUGUCCACGCUGCCCCCCAGCUGUCCCCAGAGUGUGGCCCCACACACAGGCCCCAGGAGGGAGGGCUCAGGAGGAGGCCUGGGCUGGCUGGGGUUGCUCCUGGACGGUCCUGUUCUGAGUCCACUCUGUACCCUGUGCCCUUCUUCGUCCCUCUGUUGGUGGCCCAGCGGGAAAGCUACCGGGCACCGUCCCAAGCCCUGUCCUCCUUGGAGACAGCCCCACUUUGUGCAGCCGCCAGGAGGAAGCAGCGCAGGUGGCAGUCCACCGUGGAGAUCUCAGCCGAGGCCCAUCUGGCCAGUGCUCAGGAGCCCAGCCUGGGGCCCUCGAGGUCCCCGGCCAGGAGAGCAGGUGGCCUACAGGCCCAGGGCCGGCCCACGCUGGCCCGCCAGGACGCCUGCUCCAGGAGCCAGUCGGACUCCGCGGAGUGCUCAGCAGAGUGCGCCUCGCUGCUGCAGUCCACCAUUGCGGAGAGCAGCGAGGAGGCGGCCAGCGACCACACUGCCAACCGCUUCGGGGACGGGGAGUCCAGCAGCAGCGACUCGGAGGACUGCUUCCAGAGCCACAGCCGCCGCCUGGGAGUGGACGUCGCGGCUGCCAGGCAGGGGGAGCUGGCCUGGCCCCGGGCAGUCCCCCAGCAGCCCCCACGGGCCCCCGUGGGUGCAAGGCCUCCCCUACCCCCGGUGCCCAAGCUGUGCCGCAUCAAAGCCUCCAGGGCCCUGAAGAAAAAGAUCCGCAGGUUCCAGCCGGCCGCCCUGAAGGUCAUGACCAUGGUGUAA